AUGCACCUGGUCGUGUUACCGACUAUACUGAGCCUCUUCUGGCUGCGAGGCAUCCACUCCAACGACCCACUGGUGGUCGUGGAAACGAGUAACGGGCCGAUCGCUGGUUUUCGAAAAAGAGUCGCCGACAGAGAAGUGCUCGAAUUCUUGGGCGUUCCAUUCGCCAAGCCACCCGUUGGGCCCCUGCGGUUCAGAGCUCCGCAGCCGCUCAAUAAAUGGACCGACGUCCUGAACUGCACCCAACCAACGCCAGCCUGCUACCAACGGCAAUCGCAGUCCCUGACAGGUUCAGAUGAAGGUGUCGCAGUAAAGUCGAGUGCUUCACCGAGUGAAGACUGCCUGAAAAUCAACCUGUGGGCCCCGGCAAACCAAACCGAUAUGGCGGUCAUGAUAUGGAUAUUUGGUGGUGGCUUCAUAAGCGGAAGUCCUUCGAUUGACGAUUACAACGGACAAACUCUGGCUCUUCGAGGCAACGUAAUUGUGGUGAACAUUAACUACAGACUGGGGCCUUUUGGUUUCUUCUACUCGAAAGAGGAGAACGUUAGUCUGAAUGCCGGUUUGUUAGAUCAACGGCUGGCCAUUGGCUGGGUCAAAGAGAACUGUCGUACCUUUGGCGGUGACCCAAAUAAGGUUACACUUUUUGGCCAGAGUGCAGGCUCCGCGUCGGCAGCCUUUCACCUACUCUCGAAAGACAGUUGGCCAUUUUUUGACAGAGUUAUCCUUCAGAGCGGGAGUCCGACGUCACCUUGGGCUUAUAAUUCGCCCGAGAAAGCUGCGGGAUAUUCCGCAGCGCUCAUAAAAACAGCAGGGUGUGCAAACGGCACAGUGGCAGAAAAUCUUUCGUGUCUGCGCCAAGUGGACGCUGCAGUUAUACAGAACGCUUUCAACCAGCUGAUGUUCACGUACUAUUCCCUUAUGUUCGUGCCUGUAACGGUAGACAACAGCUUUUUCAACGGAAGCAUGUUCAGUUAUAUUGCAACAGGCGCAAUCAAGAACUGCCCAGUCAUAGCGGGCUUUAACUCUGAUGAAGGAUCAUUUGUUUUGCCUCUAUUUCUUCCGUCUCUUCUACAGAGCCAGAAAGAGGAAGGAUUGAACAGCACACAAACGGCAGAUUUUAUUACUGCUGCUCUUCAAGGGAUACCUAAAAUUGUAACCUCAAUCAUUUUUAACAAUUACUUGCCGCAAACUAUAGAAAAAUACCCACAGAACAACUCUUUGCCUCCAUAUCCGUUUUUGUAUCGAGACACGUUGCUACACCUCAUUGGGGAUCUGUUUUUCACGUGCAGAAUAAUCGAUUUCCAGAACCAUAUUGCGAAACAUAGCGAGAGCGUUGCCUACCUGUAUCAUUUUAACCACAGGACCUCUUUCGCCAACUCAGCUCUCUGGAUGGGCGUCCGUCACGGCGAAGAAAUCGAGUACGUUUUCGGAAGGCCACUCACGGUAACGAACUACACAGAAUCAGAGAAGAACUUGAGCAUUUCGAUUAUAGACCACUGGGUCGAGUUUGCAAACACGGGGUAA
This is a messenger RNA of Soboliphyme baturini, 1521 nucleotides long. NCBI's taxonomy places the organism in Eukaryota, Metazoa, Nematoda, Enoplea, Dioctophymatida, Soboliphymatidae. The record is from the annotation of a GenBank genome assembly.